Cajanus cajan (pigeon pea) is the source of this 2079-nucleotide messenger RNA. RefSeq names its product putative E3 ubiquitin-protein ligase ZFP1. Gene Ontology annotation, molecular function: ubiquitin protein ligase activity. Lineage: Eukaryota; Viridiplantae; Streptophyta; Magnoliopsida; Fabales; Fabaceae. The record is from RefSeq and is a predicted model, not a curated record. Gene Ontology annotation, cellular component: nucleus.
GAAAUUUUCUCCAAUGAAAGACAUGAUCCUCUUCUCCAUAUUCAUUCCUCUCUCUCUCUCUUCACCGCUCGCGCUCUUUCUCUCUCCUCCUUCCUCUUCCCCUCUCCGAUCCUUCGAUCACCGAUUGUAACAUUCAUCGCUCCCUUCGGUUUGUCACUUUGAGUUGAUUUUGGGGGUGUUCUUCGUAAGUUAUAUUGAUCUCUGAUACUUAGAAGCCGCAAGCUCUUGUUUUGAUGAUAAUAAGGAUUGAUUUGCAUCAACAACUCUCUACAUUAUGGAACAAAUGACAGAUUCAGAAAUUGAUCAACGGAGACAAGGCUAUCAUCAUUCUGAACCCUGUAUCCUUAUGAGAGGAACCACCAGCAUCUCACAGCCUAAUAAUAUUCAUGCAAUGGUGAGAGCUUCAGGGAACACAACUAAUGUUGAAUCUCACUUUUUGCCAGAUGCUUAUGACAAUGCUAGGGUGUAUGGGGUUCCGCAAUACAAUGGAAUUCAGCCUCCACAUAACCUUGAGAUGGGUGUACCAGCUGCAACCAACUUAUAUUAUUCUGGCAUAAAUCCUUCUUCUGGUACUGGUGUUUUCCCCCUGCCUCUAAAUCACAGAGCCUCUGAUCAGUUGCCAGGUUCCAGCACAUUUGCAGUUGCUGGAGUUUCUUCAGAUAAUUUUGGGAGAAGUUCUGGUUACAUGGAUGAUGUUAGAGGUCCAUACAAAAGGAAAACUGCUGAAGGGAUUAGAGGAAGUCACCAGUAUUUUAAUGGUUCAUCUAGCUCUUCAAUUGGUCCCCCUAAUGCAAGACACACUGAUGGGGUUGCUAUGAUGGAUAAUGCAUCAUUUUCAUUCCGCAUCCCUUCACUUGUGGAAGUAGGACCACAUGGUAGUGCAUGGAGCCGGGCAGGUGAGUCUAUUAUGGUGCAUGACCAUAAUCAUUUGAUCCAUGGAAACUAUUUAGGGCAGCACUUUCAGCCAGCUGCUCCUCCCUGGUUGGACCAGCAGUUGAGUAGUAACAAUAAUGAUGGUCAUACUACACCCUGGAAUCAGUCUCUUCCUAUGCCUUAUGUACAAGCACCCAAUGUUAAUGGAAGUUCAUUAGAGAGUGCAAGUAUGGGUUUGCAUAGAUACCAUGAUCCAUCUGCGAACCGAAAUGGCCUCAGGUUUCCUCAUCCUCUUCCUGUCAACCAACAGCACCAUAAUUAUCAUCACCCAGCACUGCCUAUGCAAGGAGUAAGAGGUCACAAUAUCAACUUUCACCCUGCUGCAGUAAAUGCAGCUUCAUAUAGACUUCCAACAAAUCCUUCACGCGGUGUUGCGAUCCCAGCACAGACUGGUUUUGAGAUGGGUCCUAGGCAUGUUGGCCCCGCCCCACAACCUGGCCUUCGGAUUUACCGACCUCAUAGAGGUGUUGUGCCUGAGACAACUCUUGGACAUCGAACUCUUCCCCCUGUGGGCUUCCUGCAAGUUGAUGAUGUUGCUUUAAUUGAUGAAGUGGGCCAUUAUGUUGACCAUCACAGAGAUAUGCGCUUGGACAUAGAGGAUAUGUCUUAUGAGGAUCUCCUUGCAUUGGGUGAGCGGAUUGGCAAUGUAAGCACUGGUUUAUCAGAGGAAACAAUUACAACUCAACUGAAGACAAAAACUUAUUUAAUGCGUGCUACUGCUAUUAAUCUGGAGGAGGAAGCCUCUGAUGACCAGGAAACAGAUUCUUGUAUAAUAUGUCAGGAUGAAUUUAAGAACCAAGAGGAAAUUGGAGUUCUUCGAUGCGAGCAUGAAUAUCAUGCAGAUUGCUUGAAGAAGUGGUUGGUUGUCAAAAAUGUCUGCCCCAUUUGCAAAUCAGAAGCUUUGACUCCUGGAAGGAAGGAUGGAUAGGAAAUGAAAUGAAAUGAACAUCUCUUUCUCUUCCUCCUUGGAUAAUUUAUUUUUGAACAGAAUUCAUAUUUUGUUAUAUGUAUUUUGUAUAUGUACUUGCACAUAUAUAGACGGUCAAUACUGCCCAACUCAUUUAUCGUUGGCACCAGAACUUGUAUCUAUCAACUUGUACAGACUUUGUUCUGUUUGAUCAAGUAAAACUUCAGGUACUCAUAUCA